GACCGCAGAGGUGGCCGCACCUGGGUGCUUGGAAAAGGACGGGGAUCCCCGCGCCCCCUCCCCGACUCCCGCUCCGGACGGCACCCCCAGACCAUGGCAGCAGUGACCCUGUCGGUGCCCGGGCGGAAGGCGCCCCCCAGGCCGGGCCCAGUGCCCGAGGCGGCCCAGCCAUUCCUGUUUGCGCCUCGCAGUGGGGGCUCGGGGGGACCGACGGCGGGGGGCGGCCCGCAGGUGGAGUGGACUGCGCGGCGCCUGGUGUGGGUGCCCUCGGAGCUUCACGGGUUCGAGGCGGCGGCACUGCGCGAUGAGGGUGAGGAGGAGGCUGAGGUGGAGCUGGCUGAGAGCGGCCGGCGGCUGCGGCUGCCCAGGGACCAGAUCCAGCGAAUGAACCCACCCAAGUUCAGCAAGGCAGAGGACAUGGCUGAGCUGACCUGUCUCAACGAGGCUUCCGUGCUGCACAACCUGCGCGAGCGCUACUACUCCGGGCUCAUCUAUACGUACUCUGGCCUGUUCUGUGUGGUCAUCAACCCCUACAAGCAGCUCCCCAUCUACACCGAGGCCAUCGUGGAGAUGUACCGGGGCAAGAAGCGCCAUGAGGUCCCACCCCACGUCUACGCCGUGACCGAGGGCGCAUACCGGAGCAUGCUGCAAGAUCGUGAGGACCAGUCCAUUCUCUGCACCGGGGAGUCUGGGGCUGGCAAGACAGAGAACACCAAGAAGGUCAUCCAGUACCUGGCCCAUGUGGCAUCCUCGCCCAAGGGCAGGAAGGAGCCGGGCGUCCCCACCUCCGUCAGCACCAUGUCCUAUGGGGAGUUGGAGCGGCAGCUGCUUCAGGCCAACCCCAUUCUGGAGGCCUUCGGCAAUGCCAAGACAGUGAAGAACGACAACUCCUCGAGAUUUGGCAAAUUCAUCCGCAUCAACUUUGACGUUGCUGGAUACAUUGUGGGCGCCAACAUUGAGACCUACCUGCUGGAAAAGUCCCGGGCGAUCCGCCAGGCCAAGGAUGAGUGCAGCUUCCACAUCUUCUACCAGCUGCUAGGGGGCGCCAGCGAGCAGCUCAAAGCCGACCUCCUGCUGGAGCCCUGCUCCCAGUACCGCUUCCUCACCAAUGGGCCCGCGUCCUCCCCCGGCCAGGAGCGGGAGCUCUUCCAGGAGACCCUGGCUUCACUGCGGGUGCUGGGCUUCACCCCCGAAGAGAUCACCUCCAUGCUGCGCACCGUGUCGGCCGUGCUCCAGUUUGGGAACGUGGUCUUGAAGAGAGAGCGGAACACGGACCAGGCCACCAUGCCAGACAACACAGCUGCACAGAAGCUCUGCCGCCUCCUGGGUCUGGGGGUGACCGACUUCUCCCGUGCCCUGCUCACACCCCGCAUCAAAGUCGGCCGGGAUUUCGUGCAGAAGGCUCAGACCAAGGAACAGGCUGACUUCGCGCUGGAGGCUCUGGCCAAAGCCACCUACGAGCGCCUCUUCCGCUGGCUGGUCCUGCGGCUCAACCGCGCCCUGGACCGCAGCCCGCGCCAGGGCGCCUCCUUCCUGGGCAUCCUGGACAUUGCUGGCUUCGAGAUCUUCCAGCUGAACUCCUUCGAGCAGCUGUGCAUCAACUACACGAACGAGAAGCUGCAGCAGCUGUUCAACCACACCAUGUUCGUGCUAGAGCAGGAGGAAUACCAGCGCGAGGGCAUCGCCUGGACCUUCCUGGACUUUGGCCUGGACCUGCAGCCCUGCAUCGACCUCAUCGAGCGCCCGGCCAACCCUCCUGGGCUCCUGGCCCUGCUGGAUGAGGAGUGCUGGUUCCCCAAGGCCACGGACAAGUCAUUCGUGGAGAAGGUGGCCCAGGAGCAGGGCGGACACCCCAAGUUCCAGCGCCCCCGCCAUCUGCGGGACCAGGCCGACUUUAGUGUCCUGCAUUAUGCGGGCAAGGUCGACUACAAGGCCAACGAGUGGCUGAUGAAGAACAUGGACCCCCUGAAUGACAGCGUCGCCUCCCUGCUCCACCAGAGCACAGACCGACUCACAGCUGAGAUCUGGAAAGAUGUGGAAGGCAUCGUCGGACUGGAGCAGGUGAGCAGCCUGGGGGACGGCCCCCCUGGCGGCCGGCCUCGCCGCGGGAUGUUCCGGACAGUGGGGCAGCUCUACAAGGAGUCCCUGAGCCGCCUCAUGGCCACUCUGAGCAACACCAACCCCAGCUUCGUCCGUUGCAUCGUCCCCAACCAUGAGAAGAGGGCCGGGAAGCUGGAGCCCCGGCUGGUGCUGGACCAGCUGCGCUGCAACGGCGUGCUGGAGGGGAUCCGCAUCUGCCGCCAGGGCUUCCCCAACCGCAUCCUCUUCCAGGAGUUCCGGCAACGGUACGAGAUCCUCACGCCCAAUGCCAUCCCCAAGGGCUUCAUGGAUGGAAAGCAGGCCUGCGAGAAGAUGAUCCAGGCCCUUGAACUGGAUCCCAACCUCUACCGCGUGGGACAGAGCAAAAUCUUCUUCCGGGCGGGGGUCCUGGCUCAGCUGGAAGAGGAACGCGACCUGAAGGUCACAGACAUCAUCGUGUCAUUCCAGGCAGCUGCUAGAGGCUACCUGGCUCGCAGGGCCUUCCAGAGGCGUCAGCAGCAGCAGAGCGCUCUGCGGGUGAUGCAGAGGAACUGCGCAGCCUACCUCAAGCUCAGGAACUGGCAGUGGUGGCGGCUCUUCAUCAAGGUGAAGCCCCUGCUGCAGGUGACACGGCAGGAUGAGGUGCUGCAGGCGCGCGCCCAGGAGCUGCAGAAAGUGCAGGAGCUGCAACAGCAGAGCGCCCGCGAAGUGGGGGAGCUCCAGAUCCGCGUGACACAGCUGGAGGAGGAGCGCACCCGCCUGGCCGAGCAGCUGCGAGCUGAGGCCGAGCUGUGUGCAGAGGCCGAGGAGACGCGGGGACGGCUGGCGGCCCGCAAGCAGGAGCUGGAGCUGGUGGUGACCGAGCUGGAGGCCCGAGUCGGGGAGGAGGAGGAAUGUAGCCGCCAGCUGCAGGCUGAGAAGAAGAGGCUGCAGCAGCACAUUCAGGAGCUGGAGACUCACCUGGAGGCGGAGGAAGGGGCGCGGCAAAAGCUGCAGCUGGAGAAGGUGACCACCGAGGCAAAGAUGAAGAAGUUUGAGGAGGACUUGCUAGCCCUGGAGGACCAGAACACCAAGCUAAGCAAGGAGCGGCGUCUGCUGGAGGAGCGCCUGGCCGAGUCCUCAUCCCAGGCUGCUGAGGAGGAGGAGAAGAUCAAGAGUCUCAACAAGCUGAGGCUCAAGUAUGAGGCCACGAUCGCAGACAUGGAGGACCGGCUGCGCAAGGAAGAGAAGGGGCGGCAAGAGCUGGAGAAGCUGAAGCGGCGGCUGGAUGGGGAGAGCUCCGAGCUUCAGGAGCAGAUGCUGGAGCAGCAGCAGCGGGCGGAGGAGCUGCGCGCGCAGCUGGGCCGCAAGGAGGAGGAGCUGCAGGCCGCCCUGCUCAAGGCCGAGGAGGAGAGUGGGGCCCGGACCCAACUGGUCAAAUCCCUCCGGGAGGUUCAGGCUGGUCUGGCAGAGGCCCAGGAAGACCUGGAGGCAGAGCGCGCGGCCAGGGCCAAGGCAGAGAAGCAGCGCCGAGACCUGGGCGAGGAGCUGGAGGCGCUGCGGGGCGAGCUGGAGGACACGCUGGACUCCACCAAUGCACAGCAGGAGUUGCGCUCCAAGAGAGAGCAGGAGGUGACAGAGCUGAAGAAGGCUCUGGAAGAGGAAGCACGGGUUCACGAGGUGGCGAUCCAGGAGCUGCGGCAGCGGCACGGCCAGGCGCUGGGAGAGCUGGCGGAGCAGCUGGAACAAGCCCGGAGGGGCAAAGGUGCAUGGGAGAAAACCCGCCUGACCCUGGAGACUGAGGUGUCUGAGCUGCGGACGGAGCUGAGCAGCCUGCAGACUGUGCGGCAGGAGAGUGAGCAGAAGAGGCGCCGCCUGGAGUCCCAGCUGCAGGAGAUGCAGGGCCGGGCUGGUGAUGGGGAGCGAGCCCGGGCUGAGGCUGCCGAGAAGCUGCAGCGAGCCCAGGCUGAAUUGGAGAACGUGUCUGGCGCACUCAGCGAGGCCGAAUCUAAGGCCAUCCGGCUGGCCAAGGAGCUGAGCAGCACUGAGGCCCAGCUGCACGACGCCCAGGAGCUGCUGCAGGAGGAAACCAGGGCUAAACUGGCUCUGGGGUCCCGCGUGCGAGCCAUGGAGGCUGAGGCAGCAGGGCUGCGGGAGCAGCUGGAAGAAGAGGCGGCUGCCCGGGAGCGGGCGGGCCGGGAGCUGCAGAGCGCCCAGGCCCAGCUCUCAGAGUGGCGGAAACGCCAGGAAGAGGAGGCCGGGGCACUGGAGGCAGGGGAGGAGGCGAGGCGCCGGGCCGCCAGGGAGGCUGAGACCCUGGCUCAACGCCUGGCAGAGAAGACUGAGGCAGCUGAGCGCCUGGAGCGGGGCCGCCGCCGGCUGCAGCAGGAGCUGGACGACGCCAUCAUGGAUUUGGAGCAGCAGCGGCAGCUUGUGAGCUCACUGGAGAAGAAACAGCGCAAGUUUGACCAGCUCCUGGCAGAGGAAAAGGCUGCAGUGCUGCGGGCGGUGGAAGACAGAGAGCGCGUGGAGGCCGAGGGCCGGGAGCGCGAGGCCCGGGCUCUGUCUCUGACUCGGGCUCUGGAGGAGGAGCAGGAGGCGCGGGAGGAGCUGGAGCGGCAGAAUCGGGCUCUGCGGGCUGAGCUGGAGGCCUUGCUGGGUAGCAAGGACGAUGUGGGCAAGAAUGUGCAUGAGCUGGAGCGCACCUGCAGGGUGGCGGAGCAAGCGGCCAGCGACCUGCGGACGCAGGUGACAGAGCUAGAGGAUGAGCUGACGGCCGCUGAGGAUGCCAAGCUGCGCCUGGAGGUGACUGUGCAGGCCCUCAGAGCUCAGCAUGAACGCGACCUGCAGGGCCGGGAUGAGGCCAGUGAGGAGAGGCGGAGGCAUCUGGCCAAGCAGCUGCGGGACGCCGAAGUGGAACGGGACGAGGAGCGGAAGCAGCGGGCCCUGGCCGUGGCUGCGCGCAAGAAACUGGAAGCGGAGCUGGAGGAGCUGAAGGCGCAGACAGCGACCGCGGGGCAGGGCAAGGAGGAGGCGGUGAAGCAGCUGCGAAAGAUGCAGGCCCAGAUGAAGGAGCUGUGGCGGGAGGUGGAGGAAACCCGCAGCUCCCGGGAGGAGAUCUUUGCCCAGAACCGAGAGAGUGAGAAGCGCCUCAAGGGGCUGGAAGCCGAAGUGCUGCGCCUGCAGGAGGAACUGGCAGCCUCGGACCGUGCCCGGCGACAGGCCCAACAGGACCGCGAUGAGAUGGCAGAUGAGGUGGCCAAUGGCAACCUCAGCAAGGCAGCCAUCCUUGAGGAGAAGCGGCAGCUUGAGGGGCGCCUGGGACAGAUGGAGGAGGAGCUGGAGGAGGAGCAGAGCAACGCCGAGCUACUGGGUGACCGCUACCGCAAGCUGCUCCUGCAGGUGGAGUCUCUCACCACAGAGCUGUCUGCUGAGCGCAGCUUCUCAGCCAAGGCUGAGAGUGGACGACAGCAGCUAGAGAGACAGAUGCAGGAGCUACGGGGACGCCUGGGUGAGGAGGACGCAGGGGCCCGGGCACGCCAGAAGAUGGUGAUCGCUGCCCUUGAAUCCAAGCUGGCCCAGGCAGAAGAGCAGCUGGAACAAGAGAGCAGAGAGCGGAUCCUCUCUGGCAAGCUGGUCCGAAGGGCUGAGAAGCGGCUAAAGGAGGUGGUUCUCCAGGUGGAGGAGGAGAGGAGGGUGGCCGACCAGCUCCGGGACCAGCUGGAGAAGGGGAACCUCCGGAUGAAGCAGCUGAAGCGGCAGCUGGAGGAGGCGGAGGAGGAGGCAUCCCGCGCGCAGGCCGGUCGCCGGCGGCUCCAGCGGGAGCUGGAGGACGUCACCGAGUCGGCGGAGUCCAUGAACCGCGAGGUGACCACACUCAGGAACCGGCUCCGGCGGGGCCCGCUCACCUUCACCACGCGCACCGUGCGGCAAGUCUUCCGCCUGGAGGAGGGCGUGGCUUCCGACGAGGAGGCGGAGGGGACGGAGCCAGGCCAGGAGGCCCCGCCCCAGGCCCAGGAGGCCCCGCCCCAGUGACCCGCGCCGCCCUCGUCCCUGCCCCUCACAGCCUCUCUGCCCUGCUCUUUGGAGAUGAAGGCCUCCGGCACUUCCUGGCGCUGACCGACCCCUCCACCCAGACCCCGGACCGGGCGGGGCGGAGCCGGGGCGGGCGCUGGUCUGGAGGGAGGCGGGGCGGUUGGCUCGAGCUCAGCCCGCUGACCUUUCUCAACUGCCCCGGACUCCCCAGACCUCUCCAACCCCCUUUCAGGCCAUCUUGUGGUCGCAGGCUGGGGUGUCUCCCCCUCCCAGCUAGUGGGGGCACACUAGCGGAAAUAAACUGCACCCUCCAACCGGA
This is a messenger RNA of Dipodomys spectabilis (banner-tailed kangaroo rat), 6412 nucleotides long. It is a transcript of the gene Myh14, whose product is annotated as myosin heavy chain 14. Gene Ontology annotation, molecular function: ATP binding; cytoskeletal motor activity; actin filament binding. The record is from RefSeq and is a predicted model, not a curated record. NCBI's taxonomy places the organism in Eukaryota, Metazoa, Chordata, Mammalia, Rodentia, Heteromyidae. Gene Ontology annotation, cellular component: myosin complex.